CAAAACAGCGUGAUGGUGUAAAUAAAGAAAUUGGGGUUUUAAAUUUUCUAUAAUUAGAUUAUUGAAAAAUGUCCUUAGAAAGUGAAAAAAGAAGUCACCGUCUAGAAAACUUGCGAAAUAUUUGGAAAAUAUACAGUCAAAAGAAGUCAUUUAGAUACGGAUUACCCUUUAUCAUAUUUAUGAUCGGAGGUUCAUUUGGGUUAAGGGAAUGGACACAAAUAAGGUACCAAUUUUCAAAAGUCAAAGGUAUAAGCAAAGAGGAAGCAGAAAAAAUGGGUCUACACAAGGAUAAAAAUGUUACAUUAGAAGGUGCUUAUGAAGACAUUCAAAAAUUGGAUAUAGACAAUUGGGAGAAUAAAAGAGGUCCACGGCCUUGGGAACAAAAUGAAACACAAAAAAACAACUGACUUUGAACAAAUGUAAUGUUAUAUCAUUUAUUUACGCCCUGUAAAUAAUACAUGUAGUUUCUAAAUUAGUAUGUUAUAAGAGUUAAUUAAAAACAAGUUUAAUCAAACA
Messenger RNA from Nymphalis io (European peacock), 516 nucleotides. It is a transcript of the gene l(3)neo43, whose product is annotated as cytochrome c oxidase assembly protein COX16 homolog, mitochondrial. Gene Ontology annotation, biological process: mitochondrial respiratory chain complex IV assembly. The record is from RefSeq and is a predicted model, not a curated record. Lineage: Eukaryota; Metazoa; Arthropoda; Insecta; Lepidoptera; Nymphalidae. Bases 69 to 407 code for a protein of 112 amino acids. The transcript is spliced from 3 exons. Gene Ontology annotation, cellular component: mitochondrial inner membrane.